GUUCUACGAACGUAGAACAAGAACACGUGUACCUGUUCAACGCGAUAGCUGCAGAUUAGAUAACUUGCAUUUGAGUAACUAAUAAGGUUGUAUGCGUAAUUUUUCAUUAAAAAUGACCGAAAAUGACAAUUUGAGAAAUGUAAUAAAACUUGAAAUUCAAUCUCUGUUAUGCACCGAGAAAGCAGCUAUAUCGUCAAAACGGCUAUACGGACUCUACAAUUCCGAAAUUGGGAAUCCUAUACCCUAUGCUCAACUGGGCUAUAAAUGUUUGGAUGACCUUUUGAAGAGCAUGCCUGAUGUAGUAUCUUCAUAUACCAAUGCUAUGGAUGGCCUGCUCUAUGUGAAAGCUGUACCACUAGAAAGUUCAUCCCACAUCAAUGAACUUGUUCGUGGACAAAGAACAAGUAAACCAAAGAAAAGAAAAGGCAGUGGCUAUUCAUUGAGUAGCAAAAUCAGAGGAUUCAGGGUUUCCUCUCAGGUUGCCCCUAAUCGCAACUUCAAUAAAAAUUACAACAGCUUAAAGCCUCAUGAAAGAUAUGACAGCAGCAAAACAGGAAAUUUGAUUAGGCCACCUUCAUAUGCGGUUCCUGAUAAUUAUUCCAAUUUGGCUGCUCAGAUUACGCAAUUAAAUCAACAACCCAGUUUUCUUGGGACACAAACAUCUAACUGUCAGUUUGAGAAACCAAACUUUUCCAACAACAAUCAUAGAGGCUUCGUUCAAUCAGUGCCUCUUGUUGGUUGCAAAAACAAUGACAACAUGAACAACAAUAUAAAUCAAAUCCCCUUGAAGCAACAGAACUUUGUGGAAAGCAAACCUGUGCCAUUAAGUUUGAUAUUGAAUCCCAUCUCAGUAAAGAAGCUCGGAGGUGUGCAUAAUCGGACGCACAUGACUCCUCAGGUGAUGCAACCUCGGACACCAAUCCUUCAAACUCAGGUGAUGCAACCUCAGACACCAGUCCCUCAAACUCCUCAGUUGAUGCAACCUCGUACUCCAGUCGCUCAAACUCCUCAGUUGAUGCAACCUCGUACUCCAGUCCCUCAAACUCCUCAAGUGAUGCAACCUCGGACACCAAUCCAUCAAACUCUUCAGGUGAUGCAACCUAGAACACCAGUUAUCCCAACGGCUCAAGUGAUGCAACCCCGGAAACCAGUUCCUCAAACCGAACCCAACAUAACUGAGUCACACACCGUAUCAACAGUUCAGACUGAAGUUAUCUUGCCGAAUUUUCCUGUUCGACCAUCUACUAUCGCUCCUGUUGAAAAGUCGCUUUCCAAUUUGAACAUUUCUUCAAAAUCGGACCAACCCAAUUCUUUGAGACAAAAUUUGGCCCUGCAAAAGCAGCCUCAGUCAUCACCUAAUCAAUCCAAGCAAUUUCCCCCGCCAAUUAAAAAUAGAAACACAUAUUCAGAUAGCUUCCUGGAGAAACAGGUUGAACCUAAAUCUGCCCAGGAAAGUGUCAAAUCUCUGCCUCAGCCGCCAGUCGCAGUGCAACGUUCUGUCCUUCAGCGGACAUGCAUCCUGAUUGAAAGAGAUCCAAAACGUGUCCAGGUAAAUAUCCAGCCUGUGACCCAGCAGUUGAACUCCCCAGGCGCCAACCAGCCAUCAGCCUUUCAUAGUGCAUACAACCCUGCGGAAAAAGAGCCACUUCAGUUGCCGAAACCAAUGGAAGUUCAGCAAAUGAAACCAGCAACCCCAACACCUUGCUCAAAGUUACCCGACAUGGCUCAACAAGCGCCUUCUACUGGUCAGAAGAUUAUUCCAGCAGCCAGGGCACCUCGCGUCUUGUUAAAGAAUGCCAUUCCAAUCGCCAGUCCGAGUCUUUCAUCUCGCCAAUGUCGGCUUGAUAACACUUUGGACUCUAUUCCAGCGGCUUCAUCCUCCACUCCGACUUCGCCUCUAUCUCCAACGCGUCUCUUAUCCCAACGCAUGCCUUAUCGAUCCAGCGAGUUGCAGUCCAUUCAACGAACAGUUGUGAACGUUCCUCCAAGACCAUCCGUACGACCAGCUGCAACAUCGGACAGAUUGGCCGAGUUUUACUGUGAACGUCUCAAGACUCUCGUGACGACGUACAAUCUGGGCAAGGUGACUUUGAAUCACAAUCAAUUGAAAACGGGCCGAUUUAUUGCAUCGAUUAAAGUGGGCCAAAACAUGUUCAUUACUUACCCGCAAGAUUUCGAAAAUGUGACUGACGCUUAUGAAGAAGCCGCUAGACAGGCUGUCAUUCAUUUCGAAACCACACCCGUCUGGAUGCAGCCGGUCCCUAUUGAAUGAAAAACACAAGAUUGGAAAAAAAAGAAACACCUCGUGCUGGAUGGACAUGUACAGGAUAUUUUGGGUCAGGAUGCAAUUUCUUACGUUUGUCUUCUCAUCCCCAAUGUGUGAUAUCUUUCUGCAGGACAUUCAACGGACACAGUCACACGACAGUUAUAAUAAUAUAGAAACAAGAGAGGCGUAGAACAUCAAAUCCAACAAAG
This is a messenger RNA of Daphnia carinata, 2475 nucleotides long. Its product is annotated as mucin-2-like. Bases 92 to 2272 code for a protein of 726 amino acids. The record is from RefSeq and is a predicted model, not a curated record. The transcript has 4 exons. NCBI's taxonomy places the organism in Eukaryota, Metazoa, Arthropoda, Branchiopoda, Diplostraca, Daphniidae.